UCCCGAGGCCCAAGCGCGGCCCCUUCGGCUUCGACCUCAUCCCGAGGUGGGCGUUGUGUACGGGCGGCGCUGCGGAGACCUCCACCCAGGACGGCUCUCCCUCCCCGGGCCUCUCCCCUCUUCCCCGCGAGUGCCCUAGUCUUGUAGGCCUCUUGGAUCUAGUUCGUGGGGUGAGGUGAGAGCAGGCCCGGGGAGGGUGCUUAUCGCCGAGGAGCCGCAGUCAGAAGCAAGUUGGUGUGGCGAGGGACCGCCCGUAUAUCCGCGGCUUAGCUUGUGCCCAGCGUAUGGAUGUGUCGUACCCAUCUUAAAUUAACGGAACUCCAAGAUGAUAGAGGUACUAACAACUGACUCUCAGAAACUGCUACACCAGCUGAAUGCCCUUUUGGAACAGGAGUUGAGAUGUCAGCCAAAGGUCUGCGGCUUGAGACUAAUUGAAUCAGCACAUGAUAAUGGCCUCAGAAUGACGGCAAGGCUAAGGGACUUUGAAGUAAAAGAUCUUCUUAGUCUAACUCAGUUUUUUGGCUUUGACACGGAAACGUUCUCUCUAGCUGUGAAUUUACUGGACAGAUUCCUGUCCAAAAUGAAGGUACAGCCCAAACACCUUGGGUGUGUUGGUCUGAGCUGCUUCUAUUUAGCUGUAAAAUCAGUAGAAGAGGAAAGGAAUGUCCCAUUGGCAACUGACUUGAUCCGAAUAAGCCAGUAUAGGUUCACAGUUUCAGACCUGAUGAGAAUGGAAAAAAUUGUAUUGGAGAAGGUGUGUUGGAAAGUUAAAGCUACUACUGCCUUUCAAUUUCUGCAACUCUAUUACUCACUCAUUCAAGAGAACUUGCCGUUUGAAAGGAAAAAUAGCCUUAAUUUUGAAAGACUAGAAGCUCAACUUAAGGCAUGCCACUGCAGGAUCAUAUUUUCUAAAGCAAAGCCUUCUGUGUUGGCAUUGUCUAUCAUUGCACUGGAGAUCCAAGCACAGAAGUAUGUAGAGUUAACAGAAGGAGUAGAAUGUCUUCAGACACAUUCCAAGAUAAAUGGCAGAGAUUUGACCUUCUGGCAAGAACUCGUAUCCAAGUGUUUAACUGAAUAUUCAUCAAACAAGUGUUCCAAACCAAAUGUUCAGAAGUUGAAAUGGAUUGUUUCUGGGCGUACUGCACGGCAACUGAAGCAUAGUUACUACAAAAUAACCCACCUUCCAACAAUUCCUGAAAUGGUCCCUUAACUGGACUAUUAUGGCAAUGGAAAACUUGGAAGCCCUUCUCCAUAAUCCUGAGCUAUGGAUUCCAUAAUAAUAUAAUGGAUUUAAGCUGUGAGACCUCAAAACAUCACAACUAGAGUAGCAUUGAUGCUCUCAGGUUUGGGAAAACUGCAUAUUAUUCUGAAGUGGAAUUAUACUAAAAUUUGAAUUCAUCUGUGAAGCAUAAAAUCAAGGGUAAGAGCAUAAGUGAGAUGCUAAUGACAAGCCUGUCAACAUAAACUGUGAAUCUUCAUUUCUAAUAUUGAUCCAACUUUGUAUAUUGGGUCAAUAUAUUGCAUUUAGAUGAUAUUAAAAAUGGUGACCUACUUAAUUUAAAUUUUAAAUUUAUGAGGCUUAUAUCAAAACCAACAUUUCAGAAAUGCACUUUUAAGGUAUAACAAGUGUUACUAUUUUAGGCAGUAAAAGUGGUUUGUUGUGACCCAUAAAGCAAGUAAUUGACUAUCCAGAAAUGUGGACUUCAUUGCUACAUAGGAAUUACAUUUAAAUUUGAGAGCAUUUUAUAUAAAGCAAAAAACUGCAGACCUAGUAAUCUUGACAUAUUCAAUGUUUUUUUCUAGAAAACAAGUAAUGUUUGUAUCCAUGACAAAUUUUUAUACAAAAUCUGCCUCAAUCUAGUCCUACCGACAAAAUUUGUUUUUGUAUCAGUAAAUCAAAUUAACAUCACUCCAAAAACUUACUAACGCUCCAGAAGUUUUUAUACUAAGGACUGUUUGUAUAAAAUUGCCAUUGUUUCUAAAUUUGAAUUUUGUUUUAAAGGAAGUAAAUAGACUUCCACUAAUUGCCCCUACUAUGCCAAAAAGAAAAUCUUAAGUAAGUAGGUAUCUUCAUAAUUAUGAGGUUGCAACGGUAGUGGUUCAGGAUUUUCUACUAAGUCAGUCAGUGUAAGGAGAUCUACAGCAUUAAAAGUGUUUUAAACGGUUACUCAGUGCAGUGUGCAGCCCAAGUCCAUCCAGAAUGGCAGUACCUGAUUUUGACAUCAUGUUAUGAAUAAAUAACUGGAUAAUAAACCAAAGAACCACAGUAUAUCUUACACUUUUGUAAACUGUGUUUUAUGGAUAACUUUUCAGUUUUCCCAAACUUCACUACCAUUAAAUUUUGCUACUAAGGGAUAUACCUUUCAAUAAAGUUAUUGAAAUGC
This is a messenger RNA of Manis pentadactyla (Chinese pangolin), 2384 nucleotides long. It is a transcript of the gene CCNG1, whose product is annotated as cyclin G1. Gene Ontology annotation, cellular component: cyclin-dependent protein kinase holoenzyme complex; cytoplasm; nucleus. Gene Ontology annotation, biological process: mitotic cell cycle phase transition; regulation of cyclin-dependent protein serine/threonine kinase activity. The transcript is spliced from 8 exons. The coding region runs from base 326 to 1210 and encodes 294 amino acids. NCBI's taxonomy places the organism in Eukaryota, Metazoa, Chordata, Mammalia, Pholidota, Manidae. The record is from RefSeq and is a predicted model, not a curated record. Gene Ontology annotation, molecular function: cyclin-dependent protein serine/threonine kinase regulator activity.